UGUGAAAGUGUGUGAGUGUAUGUGUGUGUGUGUGAAUGUGUGUGUGUGGAUGUCAGCCUUACCCAUCAUGGCCCCUGAGCUGAUGAGACGGACCGGCGCUCUGCCAUCCUCCUCCAGCGAGCAGCGGCGCCGGUGAAGAGCCUCCAUGUGUCCUCCAUCCUCGGGCAGAUUUCUGAGCAGAAGGGCCGCGCUCCAGCCGCCCGGCGCGAACAUGAACAAGGAUUACUCCAUUAAUCUGUCGGUGCAGCAAGUGCUCAGCCUGUGGGUCCAGGGCGAGGCGACCCUCAAGCACUUCACAGAGAUGUGGUAUUGGGUGUUCCUGUGGUGUCUGUUCUCGUCUCUGUUUGUUCACAGUGCCGUGGGUCUGCUGAUGUGUGUGACUCUGCAGCGUCAUAAAAGAGGACGCCUCAUCACACUGGUGCUCAUCAGCGUGGGCUUCCUGGCCUCUCUGGGCGGAGGAGUCAUCACCAGUGCGGCGGUGGCAGUUGUGUACCGUGUAGCAGGGAAGGACAUGGCUCCUCUUGAAGCGCUGGUGUAUGGAGUAGGACAGACUGCUUUAACCGUCAUCAUCUCAUUCUCAAGGAUCCUGGCCACUCUCUGAUUGGAUGUAAAGCAUCAAUAACUGAGACACCAAACAGCUAGUCAUCCAAUAGAAGAGCCAGGUUUGAGGUGAGUCGAGUAAAACCGCAGAAAUGUGUUUUGGGAUGGACUACAAAUUAACUUUGGGGAAUGAAGAACUGAACAUUUCAAUAAGCAAAAACAGCAAUGACUGAAACUCGAUCAACGUGCCAAUUGCCUCCGUGGAGGAUUGAGAUGAAUCUUGGGGUAUCAUGUUCAUCUUUUCUUAAAGACGUUUUGUUUUGCUUUUGCACAUUCAGCUUUAUGUAAAAUGACUGGUGCUGGAGACGAGAUGCCAACAUCCUCAAAUACCUUUUCUAUAUGUCUGUUUGUUCAAUUAUGGACCCUUUUCACAUUUCCGAGUUUCUCGAUUGUCGUAGUUGGGUAAACAUAUGAUUCAUUCACACUAGCAGCGACUUUGUUGCUGCCUGUCGCUCUUGGUGGCGACCUGCUGCAAACACAGGUCUGUGUAGGUCUACAGCACGGAGAAUACAACCAUCCUCUGACCGAGCUGAAUGGAUCACAUGAGCUUUACAGGUGCUCCUAUUGGCUGUCGCUCAAGAAAGUUGCACCUUAUUUUCAUAAAGUUGAAGGAUUCGCAAUUUUGUUCACGUAGAUGGAGGUUGCCGGAAGUCGCUUGCUCUCUGUUAAUACGCUUGUCGCUUUGCCACUGCGAGUCGCUCAUAGUGUGAAUGAGGCUUUAUUCUGUGUUCACACCAAAGUCAUGCUAUUCGCGCAUAAAUAGAUGCGUGAACAUUUUGUGUUUACUCUCUUAAUUUGCACGUCAAAUUCACUUCACAACAGAUGCGGAUUCGCUUGAUGAGCCGAGCUUCUGUCAGCCCGCUGACUCCAGUUUCGUUGCUAAAUGUCUAACAUGGAUUUUAUUGAGGGAACAGCUGUGUUUAUGUGCUUUAGGAAUGCUGAUAAACAGCGUAGAUUUGUUUGGAGCCGUGUCUGAGUCCACUAAAUUCUUUCAGAGGUGCACCCAGCUCUGUAAGCUCAUCAACUACUCCAAAAACAAAUAUGGUAGGUUCUUGGUAGAGUUCAAUAGUUUUAUCGAGGUAGGAACAAACGAAAGCUUCAAUCUAUCUCAUGACCCUAUAUCAUAUAGAGUCUGUAUGGGCUUGUAUUGUAUAAUUCUUAUGAUUUUCAUGGCUGAUAAUGACCAUUCAAUCAAGUGUUAACAUUUCUUUAAACGGGUGAUGGUACUGGAAAUGGGGGGGACUGGAACCCACACAAACAUGGGGAGAACAUACAAACUGGUCAUAACAAGUGUCUUGUGAAAAGGGUCCAUAGCAAACCGUUUCCUUAUUCCUCGAAUCUGAAUGCCAUGAAACAUUGCUGAUUCUUUGUUAUUGAUUCUCAAUUUUACCAUGUCCUGUUGUAUUACUUCACUUUGCACUUUCUAUGUUUUGAAAACUGUCUAAAAAGUGUGCGAUCUGUCGAACGUUCUGCAGUAUGGAACUUAAUUCAAAGUGUAAUCUGAUCUCUUGUAAUCCACAGUAUUUAAACGUAUCCAUAAUGGAAAAAAUGCCUUAUAGUAAUAAAGAAACAUUAAUCU
This is a messenger RNA of Danio rerio (zebrafish), 2179 nucleotides long. NCBI's taxonomy places the organism in Eukaryota, Metazoa, Chordata, Actinopteri, Cypriniformes, Danionidae. The record is from RefSeq and is a predicted model, not a curated record.